GCUGGUGCUGGUGCUGGUGGGAGGGGGGGGUGGGGGGCAGCGACGAUUGAUUGCACGAUGCUCUGCUCCACACCACUGCUGCGCGCUGUGAACCUCUGCUUUUCGGUGAAGCUCCUGGUUUUAUUGACUGAAGCCGGACAGCCCGAAGGCAGUCUGAACAUGUGGAUAGAUGCUCACCAAGCCAGAGUUUUGAUAGGUUUCGAGGAAGAUAUUCUUAUCGUGUCUGAUGGGAAAAUGGCACCAUUCACCCACGAUUUCAGGAAAGCUCAGCAGAGGAUGCCAGCUAUCCCGGUCAACAUCCAAGCCAUUAACUUCACCUGGCAAUCCACGGGGCAGGGUCUGUAUUUUUAUGAAUUCCAAUCACUCCGGUCACUGGAUAAAGAUGUUAUGGGAGAUCCAACUGUGAACAUUCCAUUACGAGCCACAGUCUCAAACAGGCCCACAGUUGUACAGAUUGGAUUUCCUUGCCUUGGCAGUCGGGAUGGUGUAGCAGCUUUUGAGGUGACUGUACUCAUUAUGGACGUUGAAGGGAAUGUUAUUCUUCGAACACCUCACAAUGCAAUUUUCUUCAAAACCUGCCAGAGAGCAAAAUGCCCCGGUGGAUGUCGUAAUGGAGGUUAUUGCACAGAGAGGCAGGUCUGCGAGUGUCCCGAUGGAUUCUACGGUCCACAUUGUGAGAAAGCUCUUUGUGCUCCGAGAUGUCUGAAUGGAGGACUCUGUGUCAGUCCAGGCUUGUGCAUCUGCCCUCCUGGAUACUUUGGCAUCAACUGUGACAAAGCAAACUGCAGCACAACAUGUUUCAAUGGUGGAACAUGUUUCCAUCCUGCCAAGUGCAUCUGUUCACCAGGAUACGAGGGAGAUCAAUGUGAAUACAGUAAAUGCCGCCAACCAUGCAGAAACGGAGGGAAAUGCACUGGGAAAAACAAAUGCAAGUGCCUUAAAGGUUACCAGGGUGAUCUGUGCUCUAAACCUGUUUGUGAACCUGGCUGUGGAUCUCACGGAUCCUGUAUUGAGCCGAACAAAUGCGAGUGUAGAGAAGGCUGGCAUGGAAGACACUGUAACAAGAGAUAUGGACCCAGCCUAAUGAACACCCUGAGGUCAGCGGACUUUAAGCACAGACAGCAUACGCCUUUACCUAAGGAGAACGUUAACAGUCACAUACCACCAGAAUCUAAUUACAUUUGGUAAAACAAAACAUCUGAAACUUGUUACUGUAUGUACAGUUUACUACUUCACUAACCCCACUUAGUACUAAAAUUUAAGUUUGUUUGGGAAAAAAAACAACUUCUCUGUUGCCAUAUUAUUUUUAAAAUGUCAUGUACGUUAUGGCAAGGAUAUCUAUCUAUAUACCACAGCUAGAGCAACCAGUAAGCCAUAAACUGGGUUUCUCUAUUUAUCACAGCCCUGGACUCUUUCUGUAACAUUUAAUAAUAAUAAUAAUCCUUGCAUUUGAUAUAGCGCUUUUCACGUUUUCUGGACAUCUCAAAGCGCUUCACAGAAUAUGCUGUAAAGUGAAUUGACCGUAUAUUUGUGGGCGAAACGCAGCAGCCAAUUGUGCACAGCAGUGUCCCACAAACAGUCGUGGAUUGAAAAUGACCAUUUUAUUAUUGUUUUGUUUUUACAUUAAUACAUUAAUACAUUAUUGCAAUGUUGCCCACAAAAUACACAAGUUAAUCUAUUUAACAGUGUAUCCUGUGAAGGGCUUUGACAUAUCUCAAUGAUGUAAUAAGGCCCUAUAUCAAACGCAAGGAUUAAACUACAGCCAGGGUAUCCAGCUACAUUAUAACAUUAUUUCCAAUUUUUACAUCUCAGCAAAACUAUUGAAUUUAGAAUAAAUAGCUGGCCAAUAGCUAUGCUAACAAAACAUUGCGACUACAAACAACAAAAGUGAUGUGGUUGCCUUCUAUACAGCAUCUGUUAUUUGUUGAAGCCAGGAUGGAUGGCUGGCAAACCAGUUGGAAGGAGGGGGGAAGGGGUCGUGCCAAGUUUUAUAUUUUUAUACACACAAACACAUUUAUUGAACAAAUCAGUAUUCAGAAAAUGUUUGUGAUUUAUGCAUCAGCAUUGCUACUACAUACAAAUAAACAAACAAGCCACAUCAAACCAAUUGCCGAGAGAAUUUUGUCCAGUUCUUGCUCACAAGCCUUCUGAUUGAAAGCAGAUUUUCUUUUUUGAAAAACAAUGUUUCAGUUUAUUCUACAGCUUAUCUUCAGCUUUAGUGCAAACAAUGUAACCUGUUGUCUAAGCUCUUAGUAUUUCUAAAAUGAAAUCAUGCAUCUCCACAUUGUGGAAUCCUUUGUUGAUGAAGGUUGACUGUAAUACAUUAUUGCAUUGAAACACUUGUUGAAUUUUGGUAAUGUCAAUUUAUGGUAGAAAUAACACUCACAACAUUGAAACGGCCUUUCAGACCAUUUAACCUAUUACAGAAAUACAUCUGUAAUUUUUCAUAUUCCACCACCCCCAGAGUAUAGGUACUAGCAGUCCAUAUUAAUCUAAAUAUGUUUCUUUCUCAAAUAUUUCAUAUCAUUGUGUAUAAUGUUUUUUUAAAAAUGCUUAAAUAAUAAAACAUAACGUUUAAUUAUUAUGUAUAAUUUACAAGGCAAAUUAAGAAACUGCUGUAUAUGUAUCUGUACAAAUAUGAACUAAAUAAAGGUUUCAUAAUUCAGAAA
This is a messenger RNA of Callorhinchus milii (elephant shark), 2669 nucleotides long. It is a transcript of the gene wif1, whose product is annotated as wnt inhibitory factor 1. Bases 58 to 1188 code for a protein of 376 amino acids. The record is from RefSeq and is a predicted model, not a curated record. Lineage: Eukaryota; Metazoa; Chordata; Chondrichthyes; Chimaeriformes; Callorhinchidae. Gene Ontology annotation, molecular function: signaling receptor binding. The transcript is spliced from 10 exons. Gene Ontology annotation, biological process: anatomical structure development. Gene Ontology annotation, cellular component: extracellular region; cell surface.